This is a messenger RNA of Diaporthe citri, 819 nucleotides long. RefSeq lists its product as uncharacterized. Bases 1 to 819 code for a protein of 272 amino acids. The record is from RefSeq and is a predicted model, not a curated record. Lineage: Eukaryota; Fungi; Ascomycota; Sordariomycetes; Diaporthales; Diaporthaceae. The transcript is spliced from 3 exons.
AUGGCCCCGAUCGACACCGAGUCUCAGUUCAAGUUCCUCAUCGCUUGCAUCAAGCACACUAAUGCUGGCAAGGUUGAUUUUGGCAAAGUCGCUGAGGAGCUGAGCAUCGUCACCAAGGGCGCCGCUGCCAAGCGGUACGAGCGUCUCAUGAAGGCUCAUGGCAUCGAGAAGUCCAACGGAGGCGGUGCCAACUCUGCUGGUGCUUCUGGCCCAAGCACCCCAGCCACCCCGAAGACGCCUGCCACUGGUCGCAAGAACGCCAGCAACCGUGCCACUCCGGCCAGCAAGAAGCGCAAGAUGGCUGCUCCCGGCUACGAUGUCGACGAGGAGGAGGACAUGAAGCUUGACAUCAAGGAGGAGGCCAAGCUGGAGGAGUCGACCAACACCCCUAACGGUUCGUACAUUAUUGACCCGAACAAUCCCCCAACCGCGGCUCCCGCGGCCGACACGCUCGUGAGGACACCCGACGGUGCCAAGCAUGAUGGCGAGAACAACGAUGAUGUACUACUGGUCUCGGAGUCUCGAAGAGAGGACGGCGCGGCACCCGUGGUAUUUGCUCACCAGGUGCUGUUGCCGCCCCCGACCGAGGGCUUCUACGGUUUCGUCGACCCCGCGACCAACGUGCAUCAUCUACCACAGCACCCAAUUGCCGCGACCGAUGUCCCGAUCCGGUACGAGUACGGCCAUGCUGACUAUGCAACACAGACGAUGGCGGCGACACUCCCGCCUGAUGGGCGCCACUGGCUUCACCAUCACAACCUGGUUUUCUUCUGGAGUGAUGCCUACUUGGAACUGCACGGCGACAUCAAGCACGACUGA